Astyanax mexicanus (Mexican tetra) is the source of this 7878-nucleotide messenger RNA. It is a transcript of the gene itga11a, whose product is annotated as integrin, alpha 11a. The transcript is spliced from 30 exons. The record is from RefSeq and is a predicted model, not a curated record. Gene Ontology annotation, cellular component: external side of plasma membrane; integrin complex. The coding region runs from base 131 to 3700 and encodes 1189 amino acids. Lineage: Eukaryota; Metazoa; Chordata; Actinopteri; Characiformes; Acestrorhamphidae. Gene Ontology annotation, biological process: cell-matrix adhesion; integrin-mediated signaling pathway; cell-cell adhesion. Gene Ontology annotation, molecular function: integrin binding.
CAGCACUGGAGUCAAUCAGGCCCUGAAGUUCAGGAGAACACACUGACGGACACUGUGCCCUCACACACCGACACACACACUCACACACUAACACACAUACACACUCAUACUGACGCACACACACGCACACAUGGAGUACUACUGCACUCUGCUGCUCUGGAUCCUCUGCAUGCUGCCAGGGCUCCCUGACUGCUUCAACAUUGACACGAAGAGCCAUAGAAUCAUAAAAGGACCGAAGCAGGCGCAGUUUGGCUACACGGUGCAGCAGCACAUCGCCGGGGGACAGAAGUGGUUACUGGUUGGAGCUCCAUUAGAAACAACUGGGCAACACCAAACAGGUGAUGUGUAUAAAUGCCCUUUAGGCAGAAGAGCUGCGGGACCCAGCUGCACCAAGCUCAGUUUAGGAAAGAUAUCGCUCACGAAUGUCUCGGAACGUAAAGAUAAAAUGAGGCUCGGGAUGACUCUCACCUCCAACCCUAAAGACAACAGCUUUGUGGCGUGUGGUCCUCUGUGGUCGUAUGAAUGUGGCAGCUCCUACUACAGUACGGGAAUCUGCUCCAGAGUCAACGCCAGCUUUAAAUUUUCUCGCACCAUUUCUCCAGCUUUCCAAAGAUGUGAGACCUAUAUGGAUAUUGUCAUUGUUCUGGAUGGCUCCAAUUCCAUUUAUCCAUGGUAUGAAGUUCAAGACUUUCUCAUCAAUAUCCUGCAGAAGUUCUACAUUGGGCCAGGACAGAUACAGGUUGGUGUGGUGCAGUAUGGGGAGAAGGUGGUGACGGAGUUCCAGCUGAAUGAUUUUCGCUCAGUGGAGGAUGUGGUGAAAGCUGCUAGAAAGAUAGAACAGAGGGGAGGGGAAGAGACCAACACUGCACUGGGCAUCAAUGUGGCACGAUCUCAGGCCUUUAAACAGGGUGGAAGAAAAGGCACCAAGAAGGUCAUGAUCGUCAUUACAGACGGAGAGUCACAUGACAGCCCGGACCUAAAGCAGGUCAUCGAGGACAGCGAGAAGGACGGCAUCAUUCGAUACGCCAUAGCUGUGUUGGGAUAUUAUAACCGUAGAGGAAUCAACCCAGAGGCUUUCCUCAACGAGAUCAAAUACAUCGCCAGCGAUCCGGACGAUAAGCACUUCUUCAACGUGACGGAUGAAGCUGCGUUAAAAGACAUUGUGGAUGCUCUGGGAGAGAGGAUCUUCAGUUUGGAAGGAACCAGUAAGAACGGGACAGCAUUUGGUCUCCAGAUGUCUCAGGCUGGUUUUUCCACACAUAUAGUUCAGGAUGGGAUUCUGGUGGGAGCUGUGGGGGCGUAUGAUUGGAACGGAGCCGUGCUGAAGGAGACACGGCAUGGUAAAGUGGUUCCCGCCAAGUCCUCCUAUGCCCAGGAGUUCCCUGAGGAGCUGAAGAACCAUGGAGCCUAUUUGGGUUACACAGUGACGUCGGUGGUGUCAGCACGGAGUGGCCAACUGUAUGUAGCUGGAGCUCCUCGGUUUAACCAUACUGGCAAAGUCAUCAUCUUCACCCUGCAGAACACUGGAGAGCUCAACAUACUUCACUCACUGAAAGGACAGCAGAUUGGAUCGUACUAUGGCAGUGAGAUUGCUCCAUUAGACACUGAUGGAGAUGGAGUCACAGAUAAUCUGCUGGUGGCUGCUCCAAUGUUCUUCAGUGGAGGCUGGGAGAAGGGAAAGGUCUAUAUCUACAGAGUCACUGAACAGCCUCGUUUUAUCCUGGAGGGGGCACUGGAGCUGACUGAGCUAGGGCAGAAUGCCAGGUUCGGCUCUGCCCUGGCCCCGGUGCCCGACCUGAACGGAGACUCUUUUAAUGAUCUGGUGGUGGGAGCUCCGCUGGAGGACGAUCAUAAGGGGGCCAUUUAUAUCUACCACGGCCAGAACAAAAGGAUACUGAGGAAGUAUAAACAGAGGAUUGGUGCGACGCAGUUGGCCCCGGGUUUGCAGUAUUUCGGCAGGAGCAUUCAUGGUAAAAUGGACAUGAAUGGCGAUGGCCUGGUGGAUCUCGCUGUGGGUUCGCUUGGUGCUGCUGUGCUCCUCUGGUCUCGUAGCGUGGUCCGCAUCCAUGCUAAUGUCCGAUUUGAACCAAGCAAAGUCAACAUAUUCAAUAAGGACUGUCGUCGGGGAGGGAAGGACGUGACGUGUAUGUCGGCUAUCGUGUGUCUCAACGUCACUGCCAGGACCACCAGCAAAGCCCCACAGGAAGUAGAUCUUUGGUUCACUGCCUUUAUCGAGGAGAGGCGUUUUAACCCUCGCGCUGUGAUGGAUGAUCCAGAGCGCCAGCAGCCGCAGAACCUCACCUUACUCACAGACGAGGAACACUGUGAGAACAUCUACUUCUACGUUAUGGACACUACAGACUAUGCCAGGCCCAUCAUAUUCACUGUGGAAACAGGUCUGCAAGACCCAGACCAGGGUCCCACGCUAGAUGACAACUGGCCAACCACCGUCAAAACCCAGCUUCCGUUCUGGAACGGCUGUGAUGAGGAUGAUCACUGUGUUCCAGAUCUGGUGAUACAAGCACAGACUGACCUGAUCAAUCGGCAGCAGUUCUGUGGACAGGCGUUCCGGGCGGGUAGUGUUCUGUGUAGAAGUCCAGUACCAGCAGAAACGAUGGAACGAGUGAUAGAGGGGUCCAGGCGGAAGAUGGUGGUGGACGUUCGACUUGAGAACCGAGGAGAAAACGCUUACGGAGCUCACCUUAAUAUCUCCUACUCCAGAAACCUGCGCUUCUCCAGUCUCAUAGUGAAGGACAAUUCAGACAUUCAGAUCGACUGUCGCGGCAAGACCAAGCAGAGAAAUGAGAAAUCCUGCAAUGUUAGUGCUCCAUUCAUGAGAGCCAAGAGCCAAGUCACCUUCCGGUUGGAGUUUGAGUUCAGCAGUUCUGAGUUGCUGGAUCAUGUGCGGAUAAUUCUGCAGGCCAGCAGUGACGGCGAGGAGGUGGCCUUACACGACAACAUUAAUGACAUCUUCUACACACUGAAGUACGAGGCAGACCUGCUCUUCACGAGAGAUUCCAGUCCGCCACGCUGGGAGCUCAAAGCUGACCUCUCCCUGGAGAAGCCUGAGAACAUCCAUCCGCCCUUCAACUUCACCUUCCAAAUCCAGAACCUGGGCUACUUCCCUGUGAGAAACCUCCAGCUGAACAUCAUGAUCCCUGAAGUGACCAAAAAUGGCAAUCAGCUCCUGCAGAUCCAAGACUUUCAUGCAGAGCAGGAAAACGGAAUUCACUGCAUUCCUCCUCAACACGUAGCGCACAGCCGAGCAUCACCAGAGGACCUGACCCGCAUCUCCCACCUGAAUUACACCAAUACCCUGACUGUGCCGGUGCACUGCAGUGUGAACCUGACCUCAUACAGGGACGUCCACGUGAGAAUCAGCGGGUCCCUUCGCACUGACUCUCUACACGCACUGAAGUUCAAAACGCUGGAGUUGGUGACGACAGCCUCGGUGGAGCUGAGCCCAGAAAGCCCCAUGUUCCUUCAUGAAGAGAGGCCCGUCCGUCACAUAAUUCUGGAGAUACGGAAAGAGGAAGAUUAUCGUAUUCCGAUCUGGAUUAUUAUUGGGAGUACACUCGGAGGACUGUUGUUACUGUCGCUCCUCAUUCUAGCACUGUGGAAGCUGGGAUUUUUCCAGAGGCAGAAGCACAGGGAGGAGGCGGAAAACGAGGCCAAUGGAAAGGUGGCAGAGGAGCGAUAACGCAGGCUGCCCACUGGGUACAACCUGGCCCAACUCUCAGGGAGCGUCCCACAGUAACACUACACGUCUCUGGAACAGAGAGGGGGAGGCGGCUGGGGAGGGGGAGUGCAAGAGAGAGAGAGAGAGAGAGAGAAAGAGAGAGAGAAGAGGAUAUAGAAGGAAAGAGAGGAAAGUAUUGAUGAGUAAAUAUACACUAUAUUGCCAAAAGUACCCUGCGUUGGCCUGCAUUGCUGUGUUUGGUGAUGUGAGGCUUGGAUCUCACUACACUCUACUGUUGUUGAUCUAAUCUGAAGCUACAUGUUGUUUGGAGGUGUGUAGUGAUGAACUAAUCUGAAGCUACAUGAAGUUUGGAGGUGUGUAGUGAUGAACGCUGAAGCUACAUGAAGUUUGGAGGUGUGUAGUGAUGAACUAAUCUGAAGCUACAUGAUUUUUGGAGGUGUGUAGUGAUUAACUCUGAAGCUACAUGAAGUUUGGAGGUGUGUAGUGAUGAACUAAUCUGAAGCUACAUGAAGUUUGGAGGUGUGUAGUGAUGAACUAAUCUGAAGCUACAUGAAGUUUGGAGGUGUGUAGUGAUGAACUAAUCUGAAGCUACAUGAAGUUUGGAGGUGUGUAGUGAUGAACUAAUCUGAAGCUACAUGAAGUUUGGAGGUGUGUAGUGAUGAACGCUGAAGCUACAUGAAGUUUGGAGGUGUGUAGUGAUGAACUAAUCUGAAGCUACAUGAAGUUUGGAGGUGUGUAGUGAUUAACUCUGAAGCUACAUGAAGUUUGGAGGUGUGUAGUGAUGAACUAAUCUGAAGCUACAUGAAGUUUGGAGGUGUGUAGUGAUGAACGCUGAAGCUACAUGAAGUUUGGAGGUGUGUAGUGAUGAACUAAUCUGAAGCUACAUGAAGUUUGGAGGUGUGUAGUGAUUAACUCUGAAGCUACAUGAAGUUUGGAGGUGUGUAGUGAUGAUGAACUCUGAAGGUACAUGAAGUUUGGAGGUGUGUAGUGAUGAACUAAUCUGAAGCUACAUGAAGUUUGGAGGUGUGUAGUGAUGAACUAAUCUGAAGCUACAUGAAGUUUGGAGGUGUGUAGUGAUGAUGAACUCUGAAGGUACAUGAAGUUUGGAGGUGUGUAGUGAUGAACUAAUCUGAAGCUACAUGAAGUUUGGAGGUGUGUAGUGAUGAACUAAUCUGAAGCUACAUGAAGUUUGGAGGUGUGCAGUGAUGAACUAAUCUGAAGCUACAUGAAGUUUGGAGGUGUGUAGUGAUUAACUAAUCUGAAGCUACAUGAAGUUUGGAGGUGUGUAGUGAUGAUGAACUCUGAAGGUACAUGAGGUUUGGAGGUGUGUAGUGAUGAACUCUGGAGCUACAUGCAGUUUGAAGGUGUGUAGUGAUGAACUCUGAAGCUACAUGUAGUUUGGAGGUGUGUAGUGAUGAACUCUGAAGCUACAUGUAGUUUGGAGGUGUGUAGUGAUGAACUCUGAAGCUACUUGUGUUCAUAGAUCAAGUGAUUCAGGACAUCUGAUUUUAUUGAUUUGGAUGGACGAGCGAAUACUUUUGGCAAUAUAGUGUAGAACUCAAUUCUGAGUGAUGAGACAGAAUGCAAAGAGAGAAACACAAAGGGAACAAAAGGAUGAACACAAGGCGAUGGCCAGAAUGAAAGAAAGAAAGAAAGAAAGUAGGGGACUUGCUCUGUGCACUGGAUGAUCUGUUGCUCCAUCACGGAUAAUAAAAAACACUGCAUCGUCCUUCGCCUGGCCUGCACUGCUUACUGAGCCGAACCCAUGGAUCACAGACAGGUCUCCACAUCUCAUCCUCCACGUUAAAAGAAGAAAAAUGGGACGUCGUUUCAAACUAGGAAAAAAAAAACAAGACUUUUGGGAAAUCCGUUGAAGAAGGACUUCUGGGAACAUGAGUUUUUUUAUAUGCUAUCUGACUCAUCACAUCUGAUCUUCUGCCAAAAUACAUGUAGCUCUCUGCAAAUAUACAAGAGAAACCUCAAAAUGGCUGAGACUCUCCACAACAGCCACGUUUCCUGGUGCUUUUUUAUUCCCAAAAUAGGACAUCUUGGAAAAAGACGAGGGUUAGAGUGAGGGACGGGACAGCAGGGGGUUCACACAAGAGCUGGCUUGCUUUAUUGUAACGAUGUCGACAGAUGUAAGAUGUACAUUAGGCACUGGUGUAACUAGCUCUGUGUUUUUUGCAGUGUUUCUAAUUUAUUGUUAUGAAGAUGAAUGGAUUUUUGAUUGUUUUUCCACAGUAAGUGUGUUUGCAUGCACUUCAUAAUUAGGGUUGGGAAUCACAGGGCAUUUCACGAUACGAUAUUAUCACGAUAUGUUCCCCACAAAAGCGAUGACAUCACUGUGAUACUCAGUAUACCACAAGUCAACUCUCUACGAUACAUCUGUGUUACUGAAGAUGAUCAAACACUCCUAAAUAAGCAAAUAAAAGAAAUUAUGGAUUUAUUGGUGCCACUACCAAUAUUCUUCACUGCAGGUUUACCCUAUUCUUUUGAUUAGCGCCACCACAUAGAAUAAUAAAGCAGUAACUAAGUAAAUAAUGCCCCAUCCACACAAAUACAGAUAUUUUUAAAAACUGAAGUUUUUGUUUCUGUUUUUAAAAAUAUCCACCUGGAAACACCAUACAACAUGCUGAAGUAAACAUUGGAUUCUCUAGACAUGCAGACGUUUUUAAAAACUGAGGUUUUUGUUUCUGUUUUUAAAAAUAUCCACCUGGAAACACCAUACAACAUGCUGAAGUGAACAUUGGAUUCUCUAUACAUGCAGACGUUUUCUCCACACUCCUCAGCAUCAACUACUUCAUUUUCAAUGUAAGUAAUCCGUGAAUCACAGAGAGAACAGAACCAUUACAGGCGCUGCACAUGUCUCAGGCUCUGAACAGGCUAAUGUAAACAAAAAGCAGACAUACGCAGACUUGCUGUGUGACAUCAGCGUUUUCAGAAAGCUUUGUUUUUCCUAUUUACAUGGCUCCGAUUGUAGUGAAUUGUAGCAUUUUCGAAAAGCUCAGUUUUUGAGGACCAAAAAAUGCUAUUUUCGUGUGGACAGAAGGCCAAAGAGAUAAAUACCUCAGUUGGCCUAGGACGGGGCCUAGUCAAAUUGGGGGUGGGUCUUAGUCCAAGCAUCAAUAUUGUAUCACAAACAAAAACAGUACAAUACAUUGCAAUAUGGAUAUUUUGUCCCAUCGCUAUUCAGAAACUGAUUACACAUGGAUUAAAGUAGUUAUCUGAUCAUAUUUAAGUAAUCAUGUAAACAGCAUAUUCAAAAUCAUUAAAUCUAUAGGCUGUAGUGUUGGUAAACCUGGUAAAUCUGGUAAAGAGAGCUGCAUUUUAGCUUAGUAAUUUCCAUUUGCAAAUUAAACAUCUGAUUAUCUGAUCUCCUAUUAUCUGAUUACCCAAGUUCAUGCAGACAUGUUGAUCAGAUUACUGAGAAAAUGAUUACUGAUUUUCUGCAGUAAUCGGAUUAUUAUGAAGUGCAUGUAAACACACUGUGUACAGUUUUACUACAAUGUCCUCCUGUGCUAUUGCAAAAUGAUACUACAAUACUCCACAUUGCCCUGGCUGGGUAUUUAAGUCCUUCAUGAGAUUUCUGUACUGAAUGUUCGAUCCAUUUUCAGAUUGCUUUUUACUCUUUUUUUUAUCGGAUUAAUUCAUUUUGAUGCACUUUUUUAUAUUCCAGAAAUACAAACUUGAAUUUUGUAAAUAUACAUAUUUUUUUUAUUAUUUUAUUAUUUUUUAUUAUUUAGUUUUAUUAAUCUAAGUUGAAAUGGUGUAAUACUGCUUUCACAAACACUAUGGCAUUACCUUAUAACUCAACCCUAGUUUCCUUGCAGGACAAAAAAAAAAGAUCAUAGCUCCACAACAAAUAGCCUUUUAGAAAGGGUAUGCUUACUGUACAGUAACUGUUCAAUUUCUCAGCCAGGCUCUGUUUCUCUAUCUGUGCUGUGGAUGACGUGUCUGAUUCAAAAGUCUGCAAUAGUAAAACAUUUGAAGGAGAACUCAUGAAGUUCAUGUUCAUGAAGAUGGUCUGUGUUUAUAGUGUCAAAAUAGGCAGAAGAAUCUAACUGUGUUAUGCUUUUUUAUCUAUUAUGGUGUAUGUCAGAAAUUUAGGAGAAUGACUGAAUAUUUGUACAAAAAUGAAUAAAAUAAAAAUGCCAAUUUUAUUGGUGGAUCAAAACGUC